This is a messenger RNA of Saitoella complicata NRRL Y-17804, 1368 nucleotides long. RefSeq lists its product as uncharacterized. The transcript has 2 exons. The record is from RefSeq and is a predicted model, not a curated record. Lineage: Eukaryota; Fungi; Ascomycota; Saitoellomycetes; Saitoellales; Saitoellaceae. Bases 1 to 1368 code for a protein of 455 amino acids.
AUGUCUUCAGAAAUCCUCUCCCUCCUCGACGACCUCGACACCAACGACUCCUCCCCCGCAACAACCCCCUCAACCUCCAACAAACCCUCCCGUUCCUCCCGCCCCGCCUCCGGCGAAGACAACGAAAAUGAAGAAGAAAUCAUGGACUUCCUAGACGAAAUAACCGCCGGUCGGCCAGGGUCGACGAAACCGCAUAACGCACCUCGUGAUCCAGCGGUGAAGAGGGAUGUUACGCCGCCGCCAAGAGCGAGUAGUGAUGAGGCACGGGAGUUUAUUGAGAGGGCGAGGAAGAGUGCGGAACAGAGACGGUCGGCGAGAGCGACGCCGGCGCCUGUGGAUGUUGAUGUGGAUGCGGCGGCGGCGACGGAUAAACCGAAUUCGGCGAUAGUACAGGAAGCUGUCGAUGCACUCGAAGAAGUCGCGCUCGAAUCCCGCUCUCACGACUCGGUGGUGCCCAAACAGUCUUCCACCGGCGGCUGGGGUUGGUCCUCCCUUGGCGGCAUCGCAGCCCUCGGCGGCGGUUUACUAAAUACCGCCCAAAAAACCGUCAAACAACUCCAAGAAUCCGAACAAGCCCGACAAUGGGAAGAGCGUAUCCGACACGAAGUAGCAUCCCGCGUCGACGUCGACCGCAUCUCCCAACUCUCCGACGAAAUCCGACAAAAAGCGACAGCGAUGCCAACUUUGGGUGAGGCGUUUAGUACCGUUCUUAAUGUCGUUGCGCCUCCGAUUAGUGAGCAUGAGGUUUUGAAGGUUGUUGUGUGGCAUCGGAUGAGUGGGUAUCCGAGGUUGGAUACGAAGGUUUAUGAGGCGUUUGAUAGGGUUAUGCAACAAGUCGAAGGCGGGGAUCUCAUCACGAAACCCGGCAACCCAACACCAACAACCGAGUCUCGCAACCUGAACAUCAUCUCAGGCCUCGACGCCGCAUUCGAGGCCGCCAAAUCCUCCAUCCCCUCCUCCACCGCCGAACAGGAUGCAGAUAACGGUAAUGGGGAGGGACCACAUAUCUCGACGAUUCAUUUAGCGCUGAUACCGACAUCUUUCACACCUACACCCGCGUUUCUGGGAGAGGAUAAACAGCUGGCGUUCCUGAUCUACCUCCACGACCCGACGCACUCCUUAACAUUCACCACAACCUCUCAACCCCUCCCCCUGUCCUGGGUCAAAUACCUCGAGGCCGAGGCCAAAGACGCAGAAGAAGAAGUAGAAAAGGUGCAUCCGGACGAAUGGGUCGAGGAUUGGGUUGAGGAUAGUGUUGGGUUGGGGGUCGGUGUCGUGGCGGAGCGCUAUGUCAUGGCGAGGAUGGGUGUUGAUUUUAGGGAGAAGGUUAGGGAGGGGUUGGGGGAGGAGAGGGCGUUGGGUGUUUAG